Messenger RNA from Tachysurus vachellii, 1667 nucleotides. RefSeq names its product interleukin 34 (gene il34). NCBI's taxonomy places the organism in Eukaryota, Metazoa, Chordata, Actinopteri, Siluriformes, Bagridae. Bases 394 to 1008 code for a protein of 204 amino acids. The transcript has 8 exons. Gene Ontology annotation, molecular function: cytokine activity; macrophage colony-stimulating factor receptor binding. Gene Ontology annotation, biological process: positive regulation of macrophage differentiation; positive regulation of monocyte differentiation; positive regulation of protein phosphorylation. The record is from RefSeq and is a predicted model, not a curated record.
ACGAGCUGAAAAGUGAAAGUAAAAAUGUCGCACAAGAUCUCAGCUCUGCGUGUUCACACAGGAGGAACUCCAAGCAGAAACGCACAGGCAAAACGUCAGCAUUAGAAGGGGCUUUCGCACUGUCGGGCUUUACAAGACAUAGUGUCGGAGUAGGAAGAUUGAUUUUAUUUUCUAAUCCCACGACAGACGAAUAGGACCUCUGGACUGAACACCGAGCUGUCGCGCAGCACAUUAUCAUAAAAAAGAGCAGACACUUCUUGAACAGGGGGUGAAGCAGCAGCCUGCAUAAGCUCAUUGAAAAGGCUUUCCAGCACGUGUCGGUUUGGAAAAGUUUGGAGACCUUUGUGCUUGAGAUUGAUUUGGAUUUCACUUGAGUGCAACUUCAACAGAAACAUGGUUCGAUUUGAAGCUUGGCUCUUUAAGCUGUUUCUGGGUCUGAUGUGGGCAUUACCAUUCUGGAUGAGUCCUGUAACAUCUAAUUUAUGCACAUCUCUGACAACCCUGAAAGAUGGGCUCAAUGCAACAUUAAGGAGACGAUUUUUGAAAUAUAACUUUCCUAUUAACUACACCAUUCAAGUGCGUUAUGAAGAGGUCUUCAGACUAAGAAAUAUCAGUCGGCUGAAUGACACUGUAGAUGUGAGGGAUCUCCAGGAUGUGUGGGUCAAGGUCACCAAGACAGGAAUAAAGAAGAUUUUGGCUGUGCUGCCAGAGAAACACCCAACACGCCAUAAAUACCUGAAAAACCUUGAUGAACUUUUCUCAAGCUUCUUGCAAAUCUAUCUAAAGCAGAACUCUGGGGAGAGAGAUAUUCCAGAUGUCAUUGAGGACAUUUUUGAACGCUUGGAGGACCCAUACUACCAGGGCUGGAGAUCUGUCACACCUAAAUCAUUGCUCGACAACUGUUAUCGGACCAUGCACUGCCUAUUCAAGGACUGCUUCUUAAUCAACGGCGACGAAGACUACUGCAAAUCUCAGCACUGGAGAAAAGGAAAAGGAACACAGGGAUGAUAGAAAGUUCCCUAAUUGAGGAUUUUCUAAUGAGAAAUGCGCGAAGGCCACAGGCAUGCAGUGUGUUUAUUAGCGCUCACAAAGCUCCUGCUCACCAGAAUACAAGCCAUCCAUUCUUACCUUCAUCCAUCUAUACAUCAGUUCUUCAUAGAUAGAUAGAUAGAUAGAUAGAUAGAUAGAUAGAUAAACUCCAUAGACUCCAACAUAAGUGCAGCUAUGUGUGUGGAACUGAUUCAUGGCUUUUCUUUUGCUAUAGCAUAAUUCUCUAAUUUGAAACUAUAGCUAACUCAACUACAUGCCCCCUGGAUUCACACUGCCAGCAAGGAUUUUAAUCUUGUGCUUAAUCAUGUUCUUGAUCCUGUGUGCCAAAAUAGAAUUGAGUGUGUAUGUGUGUGUGUGUGUGUAUGAAUGUAUGUGUAUAUAUAUAUAUAUUACAUGCAGAUGUUUAGCUGACUGCUGGCUUAGUCAGCAAAGUCUUGUUUCCUUUGCUUUGCGCUUUGAUAAGCUGUGUUCUUAUAAAUAUUAAUGUCUGAAGUUAUAAUUUUUUUUAUUGAUGUUCAUUGUUUUUUAUGCAUUUUAUGUUAUUUAUUUGGGGACUUCUACAGAAUGUUCUAGUAACUAUGUUGGAGAAAAUAAAAAUAAACGUUCCUCUGGCUCCA